This is a messenger RNA of Brassicogethes aeneus, 1042 nucleotides long. Lineage: Eukaryota; Metazoa; Arthropoda; Insecta; Coleoptera; Nitidulidae. The record is from the annotation of a GenBank genome assembly.
UCCGUCUAGACGCGCGCCUCUGUCGCCCGACACAAUCUUAAGGUGAUAGUCGACUGUUUUUAAUCAACAUCGCCUCCUAUUCUAUGUAGAAUUCCGUACGGCUAGAGUCGAUUUUAAGAAGGAAAAAAUUGAAUUCCUACAGAGGUGCGGCAAAGAUUAUUUUCGAGAAAAUGAAGCCGAAAAAUAGUGAAAUCAUGGUGAAAAAUACCGCAGACUUUUUGGAUAACGAGCGAAUAAACUGUGCAAUUUUACACGAAAAAAAUAUUAACAUGGAUAAAAGUACAUUAUACGAAAGUAUUCAUAAAGGAAAGGAAAUUGUUAAAACAAUUGAAUAUUUCAAAAAAACUCUUAAUAGUUUUAUAGAAAACGAAAAAAUAUUUUCGGAAAUAACGCAUGAAAAUAAUGUAGGAAAAAUUAAAUACAAACUAAAUAUACUUUUAGAUGACGAAAGUAGUCCAAACACUCAAGAAUGUUCCAUGUCAAAAAGUAACGGUCAUUUAGAAAGUAUAAGCCAAAGUGAACAUUCCAUAAUAGACCAGAUAGAAAACAGUCGUGUGUUGCAAGAUUUGUCCAAAGAGAAAACAACUACUAACGAUAAUAAAUCAGAAACCAGUAUUUUGACGAAAUCAAGAUUUGAUUACAGUGGAUCAGCCCCAAAAAGAUACACAACGAGUUGCUAUAUUAAACCAACCCCUGUACCAAUAUGGUAUACAGAAUCAUUAACACUUAAAAUAAAUUCAACUAAAAGGACCUACAGGGAACAAGUUUAUUUUAAAGUUAAACAGCGUCCAUACAAAUGGUCGGAAACCAUGACAACGGAAGUGAUGACGUGUCCGAAAUUGCAUCAAAACGAAGCCGUUGUUUCGGUGGAAAAUUCCGACUUUCAUUAUAUUUCCCUUGAACCUCAGCAAAUCGCUGCAAAAUAAGUUAUUUCUUUUUAUUUUUGGGUUGUAUUGUUACAUUCCGCUUUUAUUUCACGACUUCUUAGUGGCUCUAAGUUUAUUUAUUAUUAUAAUGUUUUAUAAUAAAGUUUUUAUGAAUU